UUUGAAUCUUGUCAAACUUUAUUUUUGUUCUGAUCACGUGAUUUCUGAUCCAUUAAGAAACUUCUUCUCUUAGUUAAAUCCCAGCGGCUCCGGGUCCUUCGCUCCAACAUGGCGGACGCGGAUGAAAUCGCCCGGUUGUGCUACGCGCGUCUGGAGGCGCUGCCCCGCAGAGGGAGGCCCGAGGCCGGCAGGGAGUGGAGCCUGCUGGCCGCGGUGCUCCAGACUGACUCAGUUAAGACGGAGGUCGUUUCCCUGGGAACUGGAACCAAAUGUAUUGGACAGUCACACAUGAGUCCUAAUGGCGAUGUCCUCAACGACAGUCAUGCAGAAGUCAUUGCCAGGAGAGGAUGUAUCAGAUACCUGCUCCAGCAGCUGCACAGGGCCGUGAGCGGAGGCCACAGCUCUGUGUUUUGUCCGUCGGAGGAGCAGGGGAAGUGGAGGCUUCAGCCGGGAGUUUCCUUCCUCUUCUUUACCAGUCACACUCCCUGUGGUGACGCUUCCAUCAUCCCCAUGACUGACAGCCCGUCUCUGCCCCGCCCCCCUGUCGCCUCUGUAAAGGGUCGUGAAGGGACGGGAGCAGGAGGAGAUCUGAAAAGGAAAUCUGAGGUUCCAAGCGAAGGGCCACACACCAAGCUGGCUCGUGUGGACAAACAGGAGACGGCAGAGACGAGGACAGAGGACAGAGGAGACACAAAAACAUCAUUCCCCUCAAAUUCAUGUAGAAGUGAAGGUCAAUCUGAGACUCAAGCCACAGGAACACCAGAUGAAACUGUCUCACAUGCUUCAGCACAGCUGGAGAGAACAAGCAGAGGCCCCUCUGACAGCGCUGGGCUGAGUGGUCGGGUCCCUGACGUUCACAGAACGGGGGCCAAGUGUGUCCCUGGGGGGGCAGCCGACCCUCUGCAGCCCGGGACCGGGUACCACAGCACAGGGGUGCUACGGGUGAAGCCUGGUCGAGGUGAACCCACUCUCUCCCUGUCCUGUACUGACAAGCUGUCCCGUUGGGCAGUGCUGGGCUUCCAGGGUGCUCUGCUGUCCCAUUACCUCCAGGAGGCGCUGUACUUCAGCACGGUGGUGGUGGGGAAGUGCCCGUACAGCAAAGAGGUCAUGCACAGAGCUUUGGUGACAAGGUGUUCCCAUGUGACCGACCUCCCUGCUGGUUUCUCUGUGAGUCCACCAGAGCUGCUCCAGUCCAGCCUGGAGUUCCGCUUCAGCCAGGCCCAGACCGAGCUGCAGCACCAGGCCACACAGGGACGCAUCUCCCCCUGUGGGGCAGCCAUCAGUUGGUGUAAUGUGGCUGAACAGCCAGUAGAUGUCACUGCCAACGGCUACAAGCACGGAGUCACAAAGAAGGUGGUGGGCACAGCGAAAUCCAGGUCUCUUCUGUGUAAACUGGAGCUGUUCCACUCGUUCCUGUCUCUGGUUUCAGCCACGGAGCCGUCAGCACGUCCCAGAUCCCUGAGGAGCAGCGAGCUUCGGACCUACUGGGACUACAAGCAGGCGUCCAGCUCGUACCAGCAGGCCUGGCAGCAGCUGCACAGCCAGGCCUUCCCUCUGUGGCCGCGCAGCGACAGGAAGCUGCUUCUCUUCCACUGAGAUCCCUCUCGGCUGCUCAGGCCCACGGAGCUCUGCCUCAGAAUCUUCUUCAUCAUGUGACACUUUUAUUAAAUGACAAACUUCAUCUGCACAGUGUUGAUUUCCUGACAGCUGGCGGGUCGAAGUUUGAGCUAUGGUGGAUAAAUAUUGUUUGGUUUUGUGCGUCUGUCUCCGUCACCCGGGAAGUCGCUGCUGGCCGCCGUGGUCCCGCUGUCCUCAGAGGUCGAUGACCGUUGUUCUCUGUCCUCAGACGACUGCUUUGUUUUCAUUGUGUGUGUAACGUGUUGUGACUGCAGCGGAAAAUCAGUUUCCUCUGAUUCCACGUUAGAAUAAACUCCUUCCCUCCGACAGACUGAGGAUCUGUUGUGUUACAGCUUCAGCUCAGCAGAUUGUCGCAGGUUGUGAUCAGGAUGCUUCACAUUGUGUAUUUAAUGCUUUAAAAAGAGCUGCAGUCUUUACAUUUAUGAUUUAUGUUUUCAUCUUUGACACACACACGACCACAUCUUAUUGAAACUUGGUAGAAUGAUGUGGUCAAAGAAGAAAGCGUUAAGUUUCGGGGCAGGUCCAGGAUGUUUUAAUGAUACAUGUUUCAAACCCCAACCCACUGCUUUAAGUUACUUUAGGUUGGGUUUGAACUGGUUUGAACUGGUUUGGACUGGGUGUGAACUGUGGUUGUCAGGUUAAUGUUGAUCAGCCCAACAGGAAAUGAAACGUGAUUGGCAGAAACGUACAUCGUGCUAAACGUGUCCUAACCUGCGAUACAAGAGAAAAAUGGAACUCUGCUCUACAGCACUACUAGUGGUCAGAACCUGCACAUGGUCCCUUUAGUUUUGACCAAAUGUAAAAAGUUGGAACAUCAGAUUCAGACACGUUUCAUUUUGUUUUGACUUUUAUUGGUCAGGUCUUCCAGCUGCCUCACCUUUUUCAAAUAUCUAAAACUCUGCUACUUUUCAUUUUUAAAUAUAUUUAACGAUCAUACAACACAGAUGAAACAAAACAAUCCUCCAUAUCAUAGCAUUCCAUCAUCAUUAUAUUGCACUUGUACAGAGCAUCUAGAGGCAGCCUUGUGGACCGGCAGGUGUGUCGCUCUGAUUCAGAACCAGAAGCUUCAGCUGUGGUCAGAACGCCAGCGACAGAUUCAUCCAGAGAGAGAGAGAAGAUGCUUUCUGGUUUCAGGCCAAAGACCCGAGCAGCACUGCACUGGGAACACUGGACGUGGCUUUUGGUUUUCAUGGGAUUCAAACUCUGCACAGGAUAAAUCUGCCUCCGGUGAUUUUAUUCACAAACAUGUUCAACUCUUAAAUCUGCAGCGACAGGGUUGAACGUUGUGUAUCUGGUAAAAACCUCAGGAUAACAAAGCUCGUGAUGUUGUUGUCAUGCACCUGUUUGAUGUGUGUGUGUGUGUGUGUGUGUGUGUGUGUGUGUCACAGCUCAGACAACACGCAGCUGCCUCGUGUUUGUGUCUCAGUGGGGUGUAAACAGUUGUUCUGGUUCUCUUCCAGUGCAACAUAGUGAGUCACUGGACCACUGAUGGGUUUUCAAGUUGAUGAACUUUGACCUUUGACCUUUAACUCCAUCAAGGCAGCAACAGAAAACUGCUCAAGGUUAAAUACAGAACAUGCAUCAAAUUUAAAUCAACUUAAAAAUAACCUUGUGUUGGGAGUUCAUUAGCGGUUCACUCGGGUACAUGUUGGCGUCACAGGUCUGAAUCCUGGGUGGAGUCUAAUGUUAGCAACACCCUGAGCGGAACACACGCUCUACACCCGCUGCCUCCUCGCCACUUUACAGCCCCGCCCCCUCAGUCACCACGCCAGCAGCCGGCUCCGCCCCCUGUCACAUGCUUAUAGGCGCUGGAGUGGACGUGUUGAGUUAAAUAUCUAAGUCUUAAUACAUGAAAUAUAAAUACAUCCAUAAUGAGAUUAAUGACUGAUUGAAUAUAUGAUCACAGGAUUUCUCUCAACAUCGUGUCGUGUGUGAUGAUGCGUGUGCGUGUUCUUUUAUUUGAGUCCGACACUGAUGACGUUAAUAAAACUAAUGAGGAGUGAUGUGCUCAUUAUGUGUGGUGAUUAUUCUUAUUUUAUGUCAUGGCAGUGUUAAAGAUAUUUCUCUCCUUUAAACAGUUAAACCAUUAAUUGAUCUG
This is a messenger RNA of Pleuronectes platessa (European plaice), 3736 nucleotides long. It is a transcript of the gene adat1, whose product is annotated as adenosine deaminase tRNA specific 1. Gene Ontology annotation, molecular function: adenosine deaminase activity; RNA binding. NCBI's taxonomy places the organism in Eukaryota, Metazoa, Chordata, Actinopteri, Pleuronectiformes, Pleuronectidae. The record is from RefSeq and is a predicted model, not a curated record. The transcript has 9 exons. Bases 109 to 1596 code for a protein of 495 amino acids. Gene Ontology annotation, biological process: RNA processing.